AUGUUUUUUUCAAUUUUCAUUGUCAUCGCCCUUAGCUUAAAUAGUCUUGGUCGAGCUGCUGAUAAUCCGCUCUCCCCGGAGCAAUACCGUGAUAUCAUUAAACAAGGCUUUUCAACGAACUGGUUCAAGUCUUGUGACCCGCUGUCGAAGUACAACGACACAAAUAUCGAUGAUAUUUUCAACAAAGGAUUUCGAAAUCUACGACUUCGGGCAAGGGCAGACCUAAUUUACGGAAUCGGUCCGAAACCGUGUAAUAGCAUGGAGUCGUUUCUACAGAAUUUAACAACUGUGGUCGAUAAGUGUCUCGAUGUCGGGAUCGUACCUAUUAUAUCGUGGAUCCACCAUGCAGACGAGAUAAACGCAACAGAAAAAGCGCGAGAAAAUUAUGUAUGGUGGUGGACUGAAGUGGCAACUCAACUGAGGGAAAAAGAUUAUCGUCUCAGUUUCAAUCUAUUUACUGAGCUGGGUAUCGAUGCGUCAUGUGGUGCUUGUGAAGAAAGUCUUCGACGAGACAACGACAAGUACAAUAAUUGGACACGGGACGUAAUUGCUGCAAUUCGAAAAACUGGAGGUAAAAAUACAGAACGUAUACUGAUCUUAGGAUCGCCAGGAAAGACCGCCAAAGACCUGCACAUUAUUGACAAAAACAUCUUUAACAACGAUGACUACCUGAUGGUAGAAUGGCACCUAUACGCCUCGGGACCCAACAAAAAUAGUCAAGGGAGCAAAAAAUACUGGAAAGAUAAUGGCAAAGUGUCAGGCCGGCAAAAUGUCAGGAUAGCCAUAGAAUACGCUACUAAUUUUACCAAAAAUACAAAUGUUUCAACCUACCUGGGGGCGUGGAUGCCAGCUGACAACGAAGGCGGUUCGUUGAGCGAAUACGAAGUUGUACAGUUUGGUAAAUAUUUUGCUAAGCAAUUGAAAAAAGAAAAAAUCCCUUGGUCGCUAAACGUCCUUGAUGUAUAUUACAACACGAAGGAAAGUGAAUGGAUUCAAGGAAAGCAAAAUAUAUCAGGUGCAAUGAUCGACAUGGCUAAAGUUUUGAACGCUAUAGCUAAAGUUAUGUAAAGCAAUACGUUGCUAACUGUGGCAGAAACCUGUAAAUGCCUUAUCACAUUGAUACUGUAAUCUGUUAGCCUUUAAUAACUAUUCCACCCAAGGACAUAUAGUAGGUUUGGUCAUACAAAUAAUUGUAGCUGUAAAUUGGAAAUUUUUGAUUAAAGUUUUU
This is a messenger RNA of Dendronephthya gigantea, 1228 nucleotides long. RefSeq lists its product as uncharacterized. The coding region runs from base 1 to 1068 and encodes 355 amino acids. The record is from RefSeq and is a predicted model, not a curated record. Lineage: Eukaryota; Metazoa; Cnidaria; Anthozoa; Malacalcyonacea; Nephtheidae. The transcript has a single exon. Gene Ontology annotation, biological process: glucan catabolic process. Gene Ontology annotation, molecular function: beta-glucosidase activity. Gene Ontology annotation, cellular component: extracellular region; cell surface.